Messenger RNA from Schistosoma turkestanicum, 510 nucleotides. The record is from the annotation of a GenBank genome assembly. Lineage: Eukaryota; Metazoa; Platyhelminthes; Trematoda; Strigeidida; Schistosomatidae.
GUUUGGUCUUUACUACUUGGUAAUCAAUUGGGAAUAACUCAAGAAUUAUUCGAUACUUGUCUUAGUCAAAGUAAACACCAUAUUGAAACAAAUAUCAUUCAAUAUUCUGGUAACAUUCAAUACGACAUAAGAAAUUCUAAUCCAAGUGUAUAUCAGUCAUUAUUUAAUUUAAGCAACAUUGAAAAUGAUUUAUUUCAUUGUGUUGUAUGCAAUUUUAUAUUCAAUAAAUUAAAUACAAUGCCAAUUAAACGUGAAUUUACACAUGCUCCUAUUGUUAUUGGUAAUUUGACAAAUUCCCGUCAACAUUAUACAAACAGUUCUAUUGAAAGACAAGAAGAAGACGAAGAAAAAGAAGGAGCGGUUAAUUCAACAAACUCUUUCAAAAUAGAUCCAUUAGAUUUUGAACAAUCGAAUUGUGCAGGUAGUUUGGUCUUUGUACUUGUGUUAUUACUUUUAUGUACUACUAUGAAAGGUUUGACAAAUGAAUUAAACUUUGGUAUCUAUUAUUGA